AUGGCCUGGCAGGGAGAGAGGAGUAAGGAUGGUAGAGCCUGGGGCGUUGGCCUCCUGAAUGUGGGCCCAGAGGUGUGGGGGAGUUUCUCCUGCAGUAGAAAGGACCUUCGGGGGGCAGGGGCUGGGUGGGCCUCCAACGGGGCCACAUUUGGGGAAGAGGGACUGCCCAGGGAGGCGGUGGGCUCCCUGUCCUCGGAGCCCGUCAGCAAUGGCCCCCUCCCUGCUUACCAGGCCCAUCCGCAUUGCAGCCUGAAUGCUAGCUUCACUGUGGAGGAUGACCAUGAUGGGACAUCAAAGCACAAAACCCAGACCAAGGAGGCUCAGGAAGCAGAAGCCUUUUCCCUGUACCACACCUUGGACCUGCAAAAGCACGACCGCUGUGAGGAAUCAGAGAGAGCUUACCAGGAGCUGUUGGAGAUCCGCCUGCUUCGUGAGGUGCUGUUUUGUACUGGUGAUGAGAGAGAGGGGCUGAAGCAUCCCGGGUUGAUGCAGAAAUAUUCUACCUAUUAAAACCUGGCCCAGUUGGCGGAUCGGGAUGACCUAGAAACGGCCAUGGAGUUCUACUUGGAGGCCGUGAUGCUGGACUCGACGGACGUCAACCUUUGGUACAAGAUCGGCCGAGUGGCCUUGAAGCUGGUGCGCAUCCCGCUGGCUCGGCAUGCCUUCGAGGAGGGGCUCCGCUGCAAUCCUGACCACUGGCCCUGCUUGGACAACCUCAUCACCGUGCUCUACACGCUCAGUGACCACACCACGGGCCUGUACUUCAUCUGCAAAGCGCUGGAAAAGGAUUGCAGAUACAGCAAGGGACUUGUGCUGAAGGAGAAGAUCUUCCAGGAACAGCCCUGCCUCCGCAACGACGCCCUGCGCAUGUUCCUCAAAUGUGAUAUGUCCAUCCAUGACGUGACAGUGAGCGCUGCAGAGACAAAAGCCAUUAUAGAGGAGGCGCUGGAUCUGCGCAAGAAGAGGCAGGCGCUGCUGGUGCGCGAGCCGGAGGUGGAGCUCCACCUGACUCAGCCCAUCCCCUUCUUCACAUGGAAAUGCCUCGGGGAGAGCUUGCUGGCCACCUAUGCCCACUUCACAUCCUGUGAUCCCCCGCAGCCCAGCUUGGGCAGAAGAGUUGAGCUCUCUGAGUACCGAGACCCUGCUGCACUCUCUGCCCCCGCCCCUCCUGCUGCUGCCAUCAGCAUCUCCCUGCCCCCGACUUCCAUGGCCUCGGUGCCGGAGCCGCUCUUCUCCUAUGCCACCAUGGCACCUACUUUUUCUCUCCCUAACCAGAGUUUAUUGGAGGCUGUAACCCCUCUAGGUGAGAUGGAGGGUGGGGAUGCCUCCGGGGGGGACAAAUCCAAGAAAGGCGUCAAGCGGAAGAGGCCGGUGGCCGAGGAUGGGGAGUCGGCCAAGAGGCGGUCUGCACGUGUCCGCAAUACCAAGUGUAAGAAAGAGGAGAAGGUCGAUUUCCAGGAGCUGCUGUUGAAAUUCCUGCCACCCAGGUUAAGAAAACUGGACCCUGAGGAAGAGGAGGACGAUCCCUUCAGUAACUUGGUCCAGUCAGAAAUUAAGCAGGAGAACUUCCCCAGCGUGGGCACGCACAGACUGUCCUUUGACUCUACCACGUUCGUGGAAUCAGAGCAGCAGGACGUGCACAAAUUUCUUCUGGACACCAUGAAGAAUGGCGGCCUCCUGGAGCUGAUGAUGAGGUACCUGAAGGUGAUGAGCCUGCAGUUCCUGGUGAAGUGCCCCAGCUUGGGCCAGGUGGUCCUCAGCAUCUAUAGCAGUUGGCGAAAGCACAGCAGCGGCCUGCCGAACCCUCUGCUCCGGGACUGCAGCAACCAGCACAUCAAGGACAUGAUGCUCAUGGGCCUGUCGUGCAUGGAGCUCCAGGUGGACCAGUGGCUGUUGGCCAAAGGCAAGAGCUGUGCAGUGUCUCCCCGCCAUUGUCCAGCCGGCAUGGGGAAUGGCCGUUUUGGCCCUGACUUCCCGGGCACUCACUUCCUGGGGGACCUUCUGCAGCUGUCACUGGCCUCUUCUCAGCGUGACCUCUUUGAGGAAGGCUGGUUGGAGUUCGUCGUUAGAGUGUACUGGCUGAAGGCGCGCUUCCUGGCUCUGCAGGGAGACAUGGACCAGGCUCUGGAGAAUUACGACAUCUGCACGGAGCUCCUGCAGAGCAGUACCGCCGUCCAGGCUGGCAGCGGGCACGAGGCGAGGAGCCUCCUCAUCCGGCUGCCCAACCUUCACCUGGAUUCUGUGGUUUCCCUCGAAGAGAUCGAGAAGAACUUGAAGUCCCUGGAACGCUGCCAGUCCUUGGAGGAGCUCCAGCGGCUGUACGAGGCGGGUGACUACCAGGCCGUGGCCCACCUGCUGCGGCCCACCUUGUGCCUCAGCGGCUACGACCGUGCCAAGCACCUGGAGUUUGUCACCUCCAUCCCGGAGCGCCCCGCCCAGCUGCUCCUGCUGCAGGAUGCCCUUCUCAAACUCAAGGAUUACACGCGCUGCUUUGAAUGCUCUGAAGUCGCCCUGCAUGAAGCCAUCCAGCAAAUGGUGAACCUGACAGACACAUCUGCCAAGGAAGAGUGGGUGGCCACGGUCACUCAGCUCCUGCUGGGCAUCGAGCAGGCCCUCUCUGCAGACAGCAGCAUCCUGGACGAGACCCUGCGGACCCCCAGCCUCAUCCGGCUCACCAACAACCUCAUCCAGGUCAUCGACUGCAGCAUGUCUGUCCAGGAAGAGGCCAAGGAGCCAUACGUGGCCUCCGUCCUGCCGUGGGUCAUUCUGCAUCGAGUCAUCCAGCACGAGGAGGAGGCCUUCCGGUCCCACUGUCAGCAGCAGCAACAGCAGCAGCAGCCGCUGCUGCUGCAGAGCCCUGAGGACAGUGAAGGAAGACCAGAUGCCUCCCUGCUCCCGGCUUCUCUCAUGUUGCUCAACACGGCCCAUGAGUACUUGGGAAGGAGGUCUUGGUGCUGUAACUCCAAUGGGGCCCUGCUGCGCUUCUAUGUGCGAGUCCUGCAGAAGGAGCUGGCGGCCUCUGCCUCCGAGGACACGCACCCCUACAAGGAAGAGCUGGAGACGGCCCUGGAGCAGUGCUUCUACUGCCUGUACAGCUUCCCCAGCAAGAAGAGCAAGGCCCGCUAUCUGGAGGAGCACUCAGUGCAGCAGGUGGAGCUUGUGUGGGAGGACGCCCUCUUCAUGUUUGACUACUUCAAGCCCAAGACCCUCCCCGAGUUCGACAGCUACAAGACCAGCACGGUGUCUGCGGACCUGGCCAACCUCCUGAAGAAGGUGGCCACCAUCGUCCCACGGACGGAGAAGCCCGCGCUCAGCCUGGACGACGUCUCGGGCUACAUUGAGGGGACCCUGAGCAAGGUGCCCACGCUUCCAGAGGGUGCUGCCCGCUCCCCACCGGCGGUGAAUGAACUCUACUACCUCCUGGCCGAUUACCACUUCAAGAACAAGGAGCAGUCCAAGGCUGUCAAGUUCUACAUGCAUGAUAUCUGCAUCUGUCCCACCAGGUUUGACUCGUGGGCUGGCAUGGCUCUGGCCCGGGCCAGUCGUAUCCAGGACAAGCUGAAUUCAAACGAGCUCAAGAGCGAUGGGCCCAUCUGGCGGCACUCGGCGCCCGUGCUAAACUGCUUCCGGCGCGCUCUAGAGAUUGAUGCUUCCAACCUGUCGCUGUGGAUUGAGUACGGCACCAUGUCUUAUGCGCUGCACUCGUUUGCUUCUCGCCAGCUCAAGCAGUGGAGGGCAGAGCUGCCCACUGAAGUUGUCCAGCAGAUGGAGGAGCGGCGUGACAGCAUGUUGGAGACGGCCAAGCUGUGCUUCACGUCGGCCGCUCGCUGUGAGGGAGACGGCGAUGAGGAGGAGUGGCUCCUGCACUACAUGCUGGGCAAGGUGGCUGAGAAGCAGAAACAGCCCCCCGCCGUGUACCUGCAGCAUUACCAGCGGGCCGCUCACUAUCUGCACGAAGAGGCCGCCCGCUAUCCCAAGAAGAUCCACUACCACAACCCCCCGGAGCUAGCCAUGGAGGCGCUGGAGGUCUACUUCCGCCUGCAUGCGUCCAUCCUCAAGCUCGUGGGCAAGCCCGGGGCCGGGGUCGAUGCUGAAAGUCUGGUGGCCUUUAUGAAGGAGGCUGCCGAGGGGCCUUUCGCCAGGGGUGAGGAGAAGAACACCCCCAAGGCUUCUGAGAAGGAGAAGGCCUGCAUGGCGGAUGAAGACUCUCGCUCCUCUGCGGGGACCCUUCCGGGCCCUGGUGCCUCCCUCCCCAUCUCCUCCGGCCCAGGUCUGACGUCCCCACCUUACACGGCUACUCCUAUCGACCACGACUACAUCAAAUGUAAAACUCCCCGCCAGCAGGCGACGCCGGACGAGAGGAGCCAGGACAGCAUGGCGGUGGCCCUCUCUGACUCCAGCUCGACGCAGGAUGUCUUCAGUGAGCCCCCCAGCUUCCAGGAGAACUCCCGAAAGCCUUCCCUGGAGAAGCGGCCCCCGGGCUCCUGUCCCUCAGCUGUGCUGCCGGGGCCGGCACUGGAAAGGGGUGGGAGAGGCGAGGAGUUUUCGGAAGGUGUAGAAUCUUUGCGGGCUCCAGGGGAGCUCCUGAGAGCUGGGGCUGACGGUUCAGCCAAGCCCGCAGCCCCUACGUCAGCCCCGUGGGACAGCAAGAAGAGAGGCGAGCCCCUUGGGGAGCGGCUGCCGGCGGACGCCGAGGGGCAGCGGAAGUUUCUGACGGAGCAGUGCAUAGCUUCCUUCCGCCUCUGCCUGAGCCGCUUCCCCCAGCACUACAAGAGUCUGUACCGCCUGGCCUUCCUCUACGCGCACAGCAAGACCCAUAAGAACCUCCAGUGGGCCCGAGAUGUGUUGCUAGGCAGCAGUAUCCCAUGGCAGCAGCUGCCGCACAUGCCUGCCCAGGGCCUCUUCUGCGAGAGGAACAAGACGAAUUUCUUCAAUGGAAUCUGGCGCAUCCCCGUGGAUGAGAUUGACCGUCCGGGCAGCUUCGCGUCACACAUGAACCGCUCCAUCGUCCUGCUGCUCCAGGUGCUGUCCCAGCUAAAGGACUACGGUACGCUGCUGAGAGUGUCCUCGAUGCUGCAGAGGACGCCUGACCAGGGGAAGAAGUACUUGCGGGAUGCUGACCGCCAGGUCCUGGCCCAGCGAGCCUUUGUGCUCACCGUGAAGGUGCUGGAGGAGACACUGAGUGAGCUGACAGAGGGGUUGGAAGGCCACAAGAUGACGACAGACGUCUCCAACAAGCCAAGUGCCGAGGAUGGUAACGAGGUCCUUCCCAAGAAGCCAGCUCUGUCUGACGGCGGGGCUGGGGGCAAGGGGCCAACCCCCAGCUACAGCUCACCGGCCGUGGACACAAGCGAGCCCAGCACUCCCAAGGAACGUCAGCAGGCAAACUCCACAGAGCCCAUGGAACUGGGGCCAGAAAGGGCUGAUGCGGCCCUCCGGCGCCCUGAGGCAGAGAGGCCUCCACCUGCUCGCAUCCCCAAGGACCGAGGGCCGGACGGCCGCCCCACCGAGCUAUCCCUCGAGGACCUAAGCAUCAGCUCUCGGCAGCAGCAGCUGCUGCCGCAGCCACCACCACAGCCACCGCCGCCACCACCACCCAAGGGCUCAGGCCAGUCUGCUCUCGAUGAGGCGGGGCAAAGGCCCAGCCGCAAGCGGAAGUUACUGGAUGACCCUGAGUCUGGGAAGAGCCUUCUCCUGGACGCUUACCGAGUGUGGCAACAUGGCCAGAAGGUCAUGGCCUAUGACUUGGGAAGGAUUGAGAAGAUUAUGUCUGAGACCUACAUGCUGAUCAAGCAGGUGGAUGAGGGGGCCGCCCUGGAGCAGGCAGUCAAGUUCUGCCAAGUACACCUCGGGACAUCAGCCCAGCGACAGGCCACAGGGGACACCCCCACCACGCCCAAGCCCCCUAAGGACAGCAGGGAGAGCUUCUUCUGGGCCAACCCAACGGCCUCCCCGGCCCUCCAGCCUGCACCCUCAAACUCUGAGCCGGCCCCCUCGGACACCCCUCCCAAGGCCAAGCCGACUUCUGCCUCCAGGGAUCCUGAGGCCCCUCCAAGCAUGGCCUGUCUGGCUCCAGGGGAGGAGCCGGCAGCCAGUGGUCGGAGAGGCACCUCGGGACCUCAGCAGCAGGAGAGCCACCUGGGGCUUCAGGUGGACCUGGCCUCAGCUGCCACGCAUGACCCUGAGCUCGGGCAUGCCGAGUCUAUGACCAGUGCUAUCCCUGGACGGGCCUGUGGCCAGGCCUCCAGCUCCAAGCCUUCGGGGAGCCUGGCCCCCCGGGCAGAGCCCCCCCGGGGCAAAGGCCGCCUCCUGCCCACCAUGCCCAAGCUCGUCAUCCCCUCGUCCAUCUCCAAGUUCCCCCCAGAGAUCACCGUCACCCCCCCGACCCCCACCCUCCUCUCCCCCAAGGGCAGCAUCUCAGAGGAGACCAAGCAGAAGCUGAAGUCGGCCAUCCUGAGUGCCCAGUCUGCGGCCACGGUGAAGAAGGAGAGUCUGCACCAGCCGGCCCUGGAGAUCCUGGAGCUGUCCAGCCAGGAGUCCAGUCUGGAGAGCGAGAGUGACGACGAUGACGACUACAUGGACAUCUGAGGGGCGUGGCCGUGGGCCGGCCCCGCCCCCGGACGCUGUUCCCCAGGAGGCCUCAAGGGGGCGUUUGCUUCACGCUCAUGCCAAGGCGGAUCCUGCAGCUAUUUCUCCGAGGAGGAGCCUGGGUCCCCAGGGGCCUCUUUUUCUACCAAGCGUUAGUUUUGUAAGACAGCGGAUGCAGUCGCCGGGGCCGCAUGGGCCCGGGCAUCCUGGCACUGCCAGCCCAGAGCCGGGCCGCUUUUCUUUUCUAAUAAAGUGGAAA
Dromiciops gliroides (monito del monte) is the source of this 6847-nucleotide messenger RNA. It is a transcript of the gene CABIN1, whose product is annotated as calcineurin binding protein 1. Gene Ontology annotation, molecular function: protein binding; nucleosome binding. Lineage: Eukaryota; Metazoa; Chordata; Mammalia; Microbiotheria; Microbiotheriidae. The record is from RefSeq and is a predicted model, not a curated record. Gene Ontology annotation, cellular component: nucleus. Gene Ontology annotation, biological process: chromatin organization.